UUUGUUGGAUAACUGUGGAAGAAGUUGGAGACUGAACUGAAUUAAUGAAAACGUUUUAGUUAAUUUGAUACUACUUUGUACCCAACUAUUUAAAAAAAUAUAUAUAUAUAUAUAUAUAUUACAAUGUUACCUCGCAGGCUGGACAUUGGAAUGCCACGGACUAAUGCAGCAAGAAGCGGUUCUUUAGUUAAUUUGAGGCCGCGUGUAAAUACAGCUUCCUUAAGAAGGCAUUCAGCAGUUCUACCAUCGGUGUUGACGUUCGCAGUGAUUGUAGCGUCUGGCGGCCUCCUCUUGAUGAUCGAAAAGGGGAUGCUCAACCACAUGGACACCCCGCCACCCCGGGGUACUGGGGUCAGAUCUGAUUUCAUAAGGAACACAAGGAAGCAAGAUCCAAACGUGGAUACAGAAUCUCAGAUUGUUCAAGAAAUACGCAAUCGUACUAUCCGCACCAUGUGCGGUCAGAAGAACAUGCCCCACAGCAUUUGGACACUUCCUCCAGUACAAAGAAGGACUGUUCUUCAGCAUAUUUUAGUCAGCGACAAGCACAAGUUCCUGUACUGUUAUGUGCCUAAAGUUGCCUGCUCCAAUUGGAAACGUGUUGUAAAAGUCCUUAAUGGGGCUUUGGAGAAUGUGGAUGUAAAGAUAAAGAUGGAUCACAAGAAUGACUUGGUCUUUCUCGCAGACUUGAAACCAGAGGAAAUCAAAUACAGGUUAAAAACUUACUUUAAAUUUAUGUUUGUGAGAGACCCCAUGGAAAGGCUUUUGUCAGCCUACAGGAACAAGUUUGGAGAGAUUGAAGCUUACCAGAAGAGGUAUGGUGUAGAGAUAAUCAAAAGGUACAGAAAGAAUCCUGGAAAAACUAAUGGAGACGAUGUUACAUUUGCUGAAUUUCUACACUACUUGCUAGAUGAGGAUGUGGAGAAAAUGAAUGAGCACUGGAUGCCCAUUUACAAUUUAUGCCAGCCAUGUGCUGUAACAUAUGAUUUUAUCGGAUCUUAUGAAAGACUUCACCAGGAUGCCCAGCAUGUUCUUCAGCUAAUUGGGGCACCUGCCCACAUUCAGUUUCCAGAAAGACAAACAUGGUAUAAACCAGUCACCACACAAACUCUGCAUUACUACCUGUGUAACAUACCACAAAGGCUUUUAAGAGACCUAUUACCAAAAUAUAUUUUAGACUUUUCAUUAUAUACUUAUCCAUUUCCCAAUACAACAAGUGCAUUUUGCAGACAUUAACAGAGAUGGGAGCAUAAAUAUUUGCGACCAAAAUAUUUGACGAAUCACACUCAUAAAACCUAUUUUGCUCCAGAAAUGUUGGCGACCUGUUGCAAUAUUACAAAGUAUGUAUUGUUAGUGGAAUACGAUAUUCGUGCCAAAAAUGUUUGCAUUUUUUUUCAUACACGAAAAAUGCAUAAUAAAAGGCUCAAAAAUAUUUAUGGCUUCACAGUAUUGCAAUUAAUUUUAAGUCUUUUUAUAUAUGGUACCAAAUAGCAUUUUAAACUAAAAUAACUUUUUAAACUAGGUAAAGAACUGUUACUGUUUUAACCAAAAGUUUUGCCCAGUAUUUAUGCAAACAUAUUUUCAAGUCGAACUCCCUUAUAAUCUUUAAAACAAAGUAUUUUUUAUUCCUGAUGACAUUUCUUGUAAUACUCAUGUAAUUAAUUAUAAGGAAAAAGCAAACUGGGGACAGAUAGCCACUGUUUACCGACCUAACCCUCCCUCCCCCCGGACGACGCUCAGCCAGUUGAGCGCCGCCCCCUGGAAGCUCCCGUCCACGGUCGGCUGUGGAAUAGCCUGGACUCGAACCGGCGACGUCCAGGCUAUAGAGCGCAUCCUGCACUCUAGCGAGUGCUUUUACUGGAUGCGCCACUCGGGAGCCCCAUUGUAAUACAUUUUUUAAAAUCAUUUUAUCAAUAUGAUGCAAUCGCUGAUUUAACAAGGAGCGGUUGGAGGUAUGCGAACUUGUGUCUGUUUGAAAUCUCUGGAAGAGCUGGUUGUAAAUACAGACCAUUUUUAUACUUUAAUAAAGAUUCUGAUGUUUUAAAAUGCUAUGUAUGUUUAACAUGGAUUAAAGUUACAAUUACUUUUUUUUUAAUACAUCAAACUGUUUCUGUGAAAUUACUGAUACUUGGCCAGUUCUGUACCUAUCCAUUGUGUUUCAGCAUCUGUCAAAACACAAGAACUGAGGAAAGAAGCCAACACUAUUCCUUUUGUGUUUUAAUAUUUCACUUUCUGUUCAGACAGACAGACCUAUGAGUGCCCAGUUAGACUUAAGCCAGAACUAUACAUAUUUCCAUAUUCUGUGCUGGGCAUGUCUUAAUAAUGGAAGCACCCAGGGGAUGCACAGGCAUUCCAUCCACUCUUACACAGUCCACUAGCACAACGUUUCUCAAAUGCAGCCACCAGCGGGAUUUUGAGCCUCCCAACAGCUCCUCUCUUCAACCUUUACUCAAUUGGGACCGCUAUCCAAAUUUCAUUCAUCACACAGUCCAUGCUUCUUGCAUUCAAAUUCCUCAUACUGCUUCUGUUUCUAUUAGCUGCUAUUGGACAGCGUUACUGCCAGUAUAAUAACUGGAUGCGAUUUAAAAAAACAAAAAAAACCUGCUGCUGUGUAAAAAACAUCUACCCUUAUAUGUAAUAACCUCCCACUAAAUGUAAAUAACUCACAAUGUGUAAAAAGUCUAUCCCUAUUUGUAAAAAGUUACCCCUAUAUGUAAAACACCUCCGCCUACAUGUAAAAAGGUAUUUGUUUUUUAUUGGUAUAGCAGUUAGUGUUUAAGUUGAGAGUUGUUCAUAGUUUUGAAUGGUUUUACAUUUAGGGGCAAAGAUCAUUUUUACAUUUAGGGGGAAGCAAGAUUUUACAUUUAGAGGCAGAUGAUUUUACAUAUAGGGGUUGUACAAGGUACAUUAUUACUCGAAAAUGCUUCACGCUUUCAAAACACUUGCAAGGUAAAUGUUACGUACAGUGAUCAAUGUUUUGUUUUGUUGUGAUCCUAUUUUCUGUUAUGACAGUAAUAGACGAAAAAAAAAACCUCAGCAUUUUGGUUUUCUUUGUACAAUGCCCCCUUUUUGUACAUUUAUUUUUUGAAGAGUUUAUUUCACCAAGAACAAGAAGAAGAAUUGUGAGGAAGGUUAACAACAAUCUGAGAUUGACUGCCAAAGAUAUUCAAAGUGAAUUGGCUACAAGUGGGACUGGGGUUUCCAUUUCAACCAUAGGUCGAGUAUUGCACAAGAGAAGUACUCAGAAUUUGAAUGAACUGGAACAUUUUUGUGUUAAAGACUGGUCAAAAAUCACUAAAGAAUCAUGCCAAAAGCUCAUUGACAAAUAUCCUAAUCGUUUAAAAGAGGUUAUUAUUGCUAAAGGUGCCUCAACUAGCUAUUCAUUUCAUUUUCCUUGUCGGUAUGAAUACUUUUGAAUUAGCAUUUUUUGAGUUUUGCAAAAAAAAAAAAAAAAAAAAGGAGAUCUAUUUCUUGUAACGUUUUUUCCUCAUUCACAAAAGCAAAACUUUUGUUACAAAAGAUUUUUCCUAUAAUUCUUUGUUUGAGAAAUGUCUAGAAAUGGUACAUUUCCAUUGGGGUAUGUAAACUUAACUACAACUCACACAAACAGUAACAAAAUGCUUUAGAACCAUCAAAACAAUAUUUUAUACACAGUACUUCUGUUUGAGUAAAAUGUUUUCAAACAUAUGGUUGCUUUAGAUAUUAAAUUCAGUAAUAAGAACAUAAGAACGUAAGAAAGUUUACAAACCAGAGGAGGCCAUUCAGCCCAUCUUGCUCAUUUGGUUAUUAGUAGCUUAUUGAUCCCAGAAUCUCAUCAAGCAGCUUCUUGAAUGAUCCCAGGGUGUCAGCUUCAACAACAUUACUGGGGAGUUGGUUCCAGACCUUCACAAUUCUCUGUGUAAAAAAGUGCCUCUUAUUUUCUGUUCUGAAUGCCCUUUUAUCUAAUCUCCUUUGUGACCCCUGGUCCUUGUUUCUUUUUUCAUGUCAAAGAAGUCCCCUGGGUCGACAUUGCCUGUACCUUUUAGGAUUUUGAAUGCUUGAAUCAGAUCACCGCGUAGUCUUCUUUGUUCAAGACUAAAUAGAUUCAAUUCUUUCAGCCUGUCUGCAUACGACAUGCCUUUUAAACCCGGGAUAAUUCUGGUUGCUCUUCUUUGCACUCUUUCUAGAGCAGCAAUAUCCUUUUUGUAACGAGGUGACCAGAACUGAACACAAUAUUCUAGGUGAGGUCUUAAUAAUGCAUUGUAAAGUUUUAACAUUACUUCCCUUGAUUUAAAUUCAGCACUUCUCACAAUAUAUCCGAGCAUCUUGUUGGCCUUUUUAUAGCUUUCCCACAUUGUCUAGAUGAAGACAUUUCUGAGUCAACAUAAACUCCUAGGUCUUUUUCAUAGAUCCCUUCUUCAAUUUCAGUAUCUCCCAUAUGAUAUUUAUAAUGCACAUUUUUAUUGCCUGCGUACAAUACUUUACACUUUUCUCUAUUAAAUGUCAUUUGCCAUGUGUCUGCCCAGUUCUGAAUGCUGUCUAGAUCAUUUUGAAUGAGCUUUGCUGCUUCAACAGUGUCUGCCACUCCUCCUAUUUUUAUGUCGUCUGCAAACUUAACAAGUUCGCUUACUAUACCAGAAUCUAAAUCUUUAAUGUAGAUUAGGAAUAGCAGAGGACCUAAUACUGAUCCCUGUGGUACACCACUGGUUACCUCCCUCCAUUUUGAGGUUUCUCCUCUAAUCAGUACUUUCUGUUUUCUACAUGUUAACCACUCCCUAAUCCAUGUGCAUGCAUUUCCUUGAAUCCCUACUGCGUUCAAUUUGAGAAUUAAUCUUUUAUGCAGGAGUUUGUCAAAAGCUUUCUGCAAAUAUAAAUAAACCAUGUUUUAUGCUUUGCAAUUAUCCAUUGUCAAUGUUGCAUCCUCAAAAAAAUCAAGCAGGUUAGUCAGACACGAUCUCCCUUUCCUAAAACCAUUCUGACUGUCUCCCAGGAUAUUGUUACCAUAUAGGUAAUUUUCCAUUUUAGAUCUUAUUAUAGUUUCCAUAAGUUUACAUAUAAUAGAAGUCAGGCUUAUUGGUCUGUAGUUACCUGGUUUGGUUUUGUCUCCCUUUAAUGUGUAAGUACAAGCUGAUGCAAAUACUGGUGCAAGUGGGUGUCAUAUAGUCUAGCAUGGUCGAGAGUUGUGAGGUUUACAGAUGCUGUCUGAACAGGUGUGUCUGGAGGA
Molecule: messenger RNA, 5200 nt
Organism: Acipenser ruthenus (sterlet)
Lineage: Eukaryota; Metazoa; Chordata; Actinopteri; Acipenseriformes; Acipenseridae
Product: carbohydrate sulfotransferase 14-like
Exons: 2
Coding region: 124-1233 (369 amino acids)
Biological process (GO): dermatan sulfate proteoglycan metabolic process; carbohydrate biosynthetic process
Cellular component (GO): membrane
Molecular function (GO): sulfotransferase activity
Source: RefSeq, a predicted model, not a curated record